CGACGCCGCCGCCGCCGCCGCCGAUUGUCCCGGAGCGAGCCCGGCCGGGCGCGCCGAGCCCAGUCACCCAGCAACCGGCGCCCGCGCGGAAGUCCCGCCCCCGCCGUCCGGGGCAGGGCGGAAAACAACCCGAGCAGCCAAUGGCGGGCAGCCGCGGCCCGGAAGCGGUGCGCGAGAGGGCGGCGGCGCGGCGCGGCGGGCGAAAUGGCGGAUAAAGAGAAGAAGAAGAAAGAAAGUAUCUUGGAUCUCUCAAAGUACAUAGACAAAACAAUUCGAGUAAAGUUUCAAGGUGGUAGGGAAGCUAGUGGAGUCUUGAAAGGAUUUGACCCUCUUCUAAAUCUUGUACUUGAUGGUACUAUUGAAUAUAUGAGAGAUCCAGAUGACCAGUAUAAACUUACAGAGGACACCCGCCAGCUGGGACUUGUGGUGUGCAGAGGAACAUCUGUAGUUCUUAUUUGUCCACAGGAUGGAAUGGAAGCUAUUCCAAACCCUUUCAUUCAGCAGCAAGAUGGCUAAUGCUUCUUGGUAUUCUCACUGAAGCCUCCAGGCUGCAAGUCACUGGUGCAACAACCAAUAAUAUAUGCAAAAUCUCCUUUCUUGGGAAGAAUUAAAAUUUUAUUUUCAUUUUAUAGAUGGCAGAGUGACUUUGACCCUUUAGUUUUACAAGUUGCCACAGGUAACAGCAGCAAUACACUGAGUCAUCUGCAAAACAAGUUUGAAUUUGGUUCAAUAAAGAUUUUUAAUUACUGUUCUCCAAUCAAUGUUGAAAGUAAAGUAUUAACAAACUGUACAUGGAUGCUCCCCAUAUUGUGGAUUUAAAGUGACUACGUUAAGACUUCACAGUGGUAGCCGCCAGCAGAAGUACACAGAAGACCGAGUAUGAAACUUUGAAACAAUAAACAUGAUUUUUUUUAUUAUUGCA
This is a messenger RNA of Alligator mississippiensis (American alligator), 922 nucleotides long. It is a transcript of the gene LSM7, whose product is annotated as LSM7 homolog, U6 small nuclear RNA and mRNA degradation associated. NCBI's taxonomy places the organism in Eukaryota, Metazoa, Chordata, Crocodylia, Alligatoridae. The annotation marks the transcript as partial. The record is from RefSeq and is a predicted model, not a curated record. The transcript is spliced from 4 exons. Gene Ontology annotation, molecular function: RNA binding. Gene Ontology annotation, cellular component: spliceosomal tri-snRNP complex; U12-type spliceosomal complex; catalytic step 2 spliceosome. Gene Ontology annotation, biological process: nuclear-transcribed mRNA catabolic process; mRNA splicing, via spliceosome.